AUGGGCAAAAUCAAAGUAUUUCCGAGCCCUUCCUACACAAGCAAGCAACCCCACGACCCCGUGGUGCCCCAACUCCCCGCCACCGGAAUUUUGCUCGGACCGAGCAAGUCAGGCAAAACGGUGGCCUUGAUCUCCACGAUUCUCGAACAGUACCGUGGCUGCUUCGAGCGCAUCUACCUCUUUUCCCCCAGCAUCAAUGUAGACGACGGCUGGAGGCCCGUCAAGAAACACAUCGAAGAAACCAUGAAGGUGAACACUGACCGGGAACAGGUCUACUUCGAGAACUGGGACGAGGCGGCCCUGCAGCGCAUCAUAGACCAGCAGCGCAAGAUCACCCAGGUGUCCAAGCAAAUGAAAAUGAAGCAGCUGUACCAGAUCUUGAUUCUCAUAGACGACUUUGCAGAUAGCCCCAACCUGCACAAGAGCACCGGCGAUUCGGCGCUCGACACGCUGUUUGUGCGCGGAAAGCAUUUCCAGAUUUCCACUUAUCUAAGCACCCAGAUGCUGCGCCUCAUCAGCAACGCCGUCAGGGUCAACGCACGGUUUUUCAUGGUCUGGCGCCUAAGGAACCAGCUGGAAAAAGACAGCCUCUUAGAAGAGCUCACGGCCCUGGUUUCCAAGAAGCAGCUGGAAGCCAUGUACGAGGAGGCGGUCCGAGAGCCCUACAGCUUCUUGUACAUCUACCUGCUCAAACCACGAGACGAGAUGUUCCACAUUCGCUUCGACAAGCGCUUUCAGAUAGGCCCCGCGUCUUUAGCAAACGCAACGCCACAUGGGAAGAAAAAGAACAUGACGACCAUCUGGGUAGAUUCGAGGAAACGGGGGUCGGCCAGGCUGGGUGUGUUCAAGAUCAGGGUGGCAGACACCUUCCUCAGCACCGAUCGAGGUUCCAGCUUUGCCGCCGCGACGUAUGUGGAGUCGCGCAACGAGCUGGAAGUUGCUUACGACGGCAAGAGGUUGAUCUUGAACGAUCAGGAACUGCGAACGCAGUUCCCCGGAAGCGGCAACUACCCCCAAGGCGCCACACCCAGCAAGCCCUUGAGCAUCAAUCACUUGCUUGGACCCAGCUUUAUCAACGAGGCGGGCAACCAGCAGGUGUUCACCUUCGUGCAGAUGCAGCCGUACUCGGAAAUUUACCUCCGAUGCAGCAGCCUGGCCAACGCCGCCGACACCGUCGGGCCUCUGGGGCACGACAUCAUCGCCAAGAUCGUUUGCAAGCAGGGCGUUGGCCAUGGAUGGUCGAAGCAGUGA
Messenger RNA from Symbiodinium pilosum, 1251 nucleotides. Lineage: Eukaryota; Dinophyceae; Suessiales; Symbiodiniaceae. The record is from the annotation of a GenBank genome assembly.